GAAGCUCCCAUAUUUGAGUUUAAUCAACUAAGUACUUUAUUGCUUUGGGGCUCAGAUAAACUCAAUGGUUUCUAUGUUGGAAAUCAUACUCUAGCAUGCCCAUCUUUGAGGAAAAUUAAUGUUACUGGUUGUAUAAAUUUGAAUUUGUUCAGAACUCUGUCUACAAAAAACUCCAAUUUUCGAGAUGAAGAACAAUCGGUUUCAACAAAGCAACCACUUUUCAUUGCCGAAGAGGUGAUUCCAAACUUGGAGGAGUUGAGGAUGGAACAGGCAAAUGCUGACAUGAUAUUGCAAACCCAAAACUCAAGUGCCCUCUUUAGCAGAUUGACCUGUGUAGGCUUGACUAGCUAUAAGAUUGAAGGGGCUAGAUUUCCUCAUUGGUUUCUUGGAAAUGUGCAUACUCUUGAGUCACUAAUUGUUGAGGUGAGUCACUUCAAGGAGAUAUUUCAAGAUAAAGGAGAAAUAAGUGAGAAGACUCAUACACAAAUAAAAAAUCUGUCAUUGAAUGAAUUACCUAAACUUCAACAUAUAUGUGAGGAAGGAUCCCAAAUUGACCCAGUUCUUGAGUUCCUUGAAUGCUUACUGGUUCGUAGUUGUUCUAGUUUGUCAAAUUUGAUGCCUUCCUCCGUCACCCUUAAUCAUCUCACUAAGUUAGAGGUAAUGAAAUGCGAUCGGCUAAAAUAUUUAAUCACAACUCAUACAGCGCGAAGUUUGGGUAAUCUCACAAUGUUGAAAAUAGAAGACUGCAGUUCACUUGAAGAAAUAAUUACUGGAGUAGAAAAUGUUGACAUUGCUUUUAUAAGUUUACAAAUUUUGAAACUGGAAUGUUUGCCAAGCCUCGUCAAAUUUUGCUCUAGUAAGUGUUUCAUGAAGUUUCCAUUGUUGGAGGAAGUAACUGUGAGGGAAUGUCCUCGCAUGAAGAUUUUUUCAACGGGAAACACAAGUACACCAAUUCUUCAAAAAGUUAAAAUUGCAGAAAAUGAUGAAGAAUGGGUAUGGAAGGCAAACCUGAACGAUACAAUAUACAACAUGUUUGAAGUUAAGAUCGGAUUUGGUAGUUUCAAGCAUUUAAAACUUUCUGAUUAUCCUGAGUUAAAAGAAAUGUGGUAUGGUCAACUUCAGCAUAACACAUUUAGGAGUUUGAAGUAUCUAGUUGUUCAUAAAUGUGAUUUUUUAUCAGAUGUGCUUUUUCAUCCUAACUUGCUAGAAGUGUUGAUGAAUCUGGAAGAAUUAGACGUUGAAGAAUGUAAUUCAUUGGAGGCAGUUUUUGAUUUGAAAGGUGAAUUUGUCAAGGAAAUUGUUGUGCAGAAUUAUAGUCAAUUGAAGAAAUUAAAACUAUCUAAUCUUCCAAAACUGAAACAUGUAUGGAAGGAGGACCCACAUUACACUAUGAGGUUUCAAAAUUUAAGCUAUGUAUCUGUUGUGGAAUGUGAAAGCUUGAUAAGCCUCUUUCCACUCUCAGUGGGUAGAGAUAUGAUGCAACUUCAAAGUCUUCGAGUAAGUAAGUGUGAGAUUCAAGAAAUUGUUGCCGAGGAGGAAGGAAUUGAUGAGAUAGUUCAAUUUAUGUUUCCUCAUUUAACAUCCAUUACACUUGAUUGUUUGACCCAACUGAAGGCAUUCUUUGUCGGGGUCCAUUCCCUUCAAUGUAAAUCAUUGAAAACAAUCAUCUUGUCUGGAUGUCCGAAAAUAGAGCUAUUUAAGGCAGAAACUUUGAGACACCAAGAAAGUUUCAGAAAUGAUGAGCAAAAUAUCUCAACAUAUCAACCUCUUUUUGUGAUCGAAGAAGAGGUACUUACAAGUGUGGAGAGUACACCUCGAUUUAGCCCGCGACUCAAAGAAUUGAAAUUAUGGCAGUUGCACAAGCUUAAAUAUAUAUGUAAAGAAGGAUUUCAAAUGGAUCCUUUUCUACAUUUUAUUGAAAGCAUUGAUGUUUACCAGUGUUCCAGUCUGAUAAAGUUGGUUCCAUCCUCAGUUACCUUUAGUUACAUGACCUAUUUGGAGGUAACAAGCUGCAAUGGGUUGAAAAAUUUGAUAACACACUCAACAGCAAAGAGUCUUGUCAAACUCAUAACAAUGAAGAUUACAAUGUGUAAUUGGCUUGAGGAUAUAGUGAACGGUAAAGAAGAUGAGACAAACGAGAUAUCCUUUUGCAGUUUACAAUAGAUAGAACUAGUUUCUUUACAAAGGCUCUGUCGAUUUUG
This is a messenger RNA of Medicago truncatula (barrel medic), 2201 nucleotides long. RefSeq lists its product as uncharacterized. The coding region runs from base 262 to 2163 and encodes 633 amino acids. The record is from RefSeq and is a predicted model, not a curated record. The transcript has 4 exons. NCBI's taxonomy places the organism in Eukaryota, Viridiplantae, Streptophyta, Magnoliopsida, Fabales, Fabaceae.